This is a messenger RNA of Hordeum vulgare subsp. vulgare (domesticated barley), 685 nucleotides long. RefSeq lists its product as uncharacterized. The transcript has a single exon. The record is from RefSeq and is a predicted model, not a curated record. Bases 70 to 429 code for a protein of 119 amino acids. Lineage: Eukaryota; Viridiplantae; Streptophyta; Magnoliopsida; Poales; Poaceae.
ACUCGCAGCACUUUCUUCCUGUUCCACUCCACAGUUAUCCAACACAAGCCGAUCGAUCAGCUGGCUAGCAUGGACAGGAAGGUGUGCAUCCCUCUCGUAAUCCUCGCGUUAGCUGUGCUCGCUGGCCCGGGCACCAAGGCGGCGGCGCUCGCCGGCGGCACUGCCACCAUCCACGCGGGGUCGGCGAUGCGACAGCUGAUGUCAGCGUCGCUGCCGUCGUCCAUGAAGCUGGAAGACGGCGUGGCGCCGGAGCUCGCGGUGAACCAGGAGGUGCACGUGCACCGCCGCGUCCUUGGUGAAAUCAGCGUGCAAGGCGUGCAGGAUGGCGCCCAGCCAGCUUGCGGCAAGACGGGUUGUCCAGCGAAGGGACAGCCGUACACCGGCCAUGGAUGCACAACCAUUAACCGAUGUCGCACAGGCACAAAGUGAAUGGACCUGCGCUAUGUAUGGACGUCAACACAACCACUUUUCCUGCCCGGCGUCCGUACGUCCAUGGGUGCACUCGCGGGCUCCAUCGAUCCAUGUUCUAUUUUUUACUUUCCUUCUGCAUUUCAGCACCGUUGUUGCUAUUGCUAUAUGGUACUCUCUCCGUUCCUUUAUACAUAUAUAUUUGUUUUUCUGAUGAAAUUUCACAAUGUAAGAUGCAUUUCUUCUACUUCGCCGUAAUUCUAUUUUUAGUCCUCCA